AUGUCAAGCUCUGACCGCAAUGUCGUUUCAUGCUCGUCAUCAAACUCAAUUGAUCAACGUCUACCUCUACAUGAAAUAAAUCUUCUAGCUUCACCAGCAUCUCAACGUCUACAAGCAUUCAUGGAUGUUUAUCGUCAUAUUUCAACGUUCGAUAUUAAAUGGGAAACGAAUUUAAUUGCCAUUCCGGAAGCAUCACAUGAACAGAUUCAAAAUUUAAUUCGAAGAAAAUCGGAUUAUCCAAAAGUACAAGAAGCAUUACAAUCAAUGGAAUUAGGUGACGGUCCGUAUUUAGAAAUUACAAUCGAAGAUAAUCAAAGUGAUAAAUAUGCACAUGUCAUACUUGCACAUGGACGAACAAACACAGGUGUACGACGAAUAGCAAUAUGUGAAUUUCGACAAUGUAGUGGUAUUAGUGGAGGUGGUCUAAUGGGAACCAUGGCUGCAUGUGGUGUUAUUGGCUAUUUUAAUCCGGCAGUUGCUAUUCUAGCUUUUAUAGCAAAAGUAGCAGCUGACUAUGCUAUAUCAAAACAAGAUGUAUCAGUCAUUGUGGCUAUUAAAGAACUUGUACGUGCCGGUUUUCUACGACUGGAUGAGACAACUAUGCGAAUUCAAUUAGCAUAA
This is a messenger RNA of Rotaria sp. Silwood2, 621 nucleotides long. NCBI's taxonomy places the organism in Eukaryota, Metazoa, Rotifera, Eurotatoria, Philodinida, Philodinidae. The record is from the annotation of a GenBank genome assembly.